This is a messenger RNA of Micromonas pusilla CCMP1545, 1218 nucleotides long. RefSeq lists its product as uncharacterized. The transcript has a single exon. The record is from RefSeq and is a predicted model, not a curated record. The coding region runs from base 1 to 1218 and encodes 405 amino acids. Lineage: Eukaryota; Viridiplantae; Chlorophyta; Mamiellophyceae; Mamiellales; Mamiellaceae.
AUGGCCAGUCGCAAAAAUGCCUUGACGACGAGAUUCGCUCCGCUCGCGGCGAACGUCAGUCGACGCCGCGCGCCGUCGUCGACUCGCUCGAUGGGACACAAGGGCAAGAGCAAGAGGGCGCGCGAGGGGAAGAGCCGCGGCGGCGACCGCGGCGGCGGGAGCGGGAACGACGCCCCCGCGCCUCCGUCGCCCCCGCGUCCGCACAACUUCGUCCGCGACGCCGGCCCCGGAUGCGUCAUCGCGCACGUCCCCGAGGGCGGCGCGGGCGCGGCAUCGUCGCUGCGUCCUCCGCCGUGGGCGCUCGGCGCCGAGCGCGUCCGCCUCCGGGACUACCCGCCCGGGACGACGUUCCCGGACCUCGCGGUGGACCCGGACGACGGCGUGUUGACGGUCGUGAACGCGUCGGAGUCGCACCGCGUCUUCUACGUCACCGUGUACGACGGCGCGGUCCUCGACGCGGACGGCGCGCCGUUCCCCGCCGGCGCCGCCGUCGACAACGACGGCGCGACGCGCGCGUGCGUGACGUUCAUCCUGAAGAUCCCUCCCAUGGUCAUGCUGCACGCGGCGACGCUGAGCGACCCAAUGCGCUCGGAGAUCGAGUCCGACGUCCAGGACUGGCGCGCGCAUCCCGCGCCCGACGACGCGCAUCGAUCGCUGUGCGGCUUUCCUCUCGGCGCCGACCGCGCGCCGUAUCUGUGCACGCAAGGCGAGGGCGGGCACCUGACGCACUUUUUCGCGGGGAACCAGCACGCGAUCGACUUCCGCUGCGACGAGGGCUGCGACGUUCUAGCGGUGAGGGACGGGGUCGUGGAGGAGGUCGUUCAGGAGAACACGCUGACGGGGGUGGCGACAAGGAACCUGUACAAGUGGAACAGCGUCAUGCUGCGAUGCGACGACGACGACGGGAACGCCGACGCCGACCCUCUGUUCGUGGAGUACGUGCACAUCAAGGCGAACAGCGCGCGCGUGAAGGUCGGCGAUAGGGUGAAGAGGGGGGAUAAACUCUGCGAGAGCGGCGGCGUCGGGUUCUCCCCGGAGCCGCAUCUGCACUUCACUGCGUUUCGGAGUAAGGAGCCGACGGCGGCGACGACGCGGACGCUGUUCGACGGCGGCCGCGCGGGGCCGUACGUCCCGGUAGCGGGGCGGUGGUACGACGCGGGGGGGGAGGUGUGCGUCGACGGAGGAGAGGAAGAGGACGGCCGCGUGGCGACUGAGUAG